This is a messenger RNA of Notodromas monacha, 828 nucleotides long. Lineage: Eukaryota; Metazoa; Arthropoda; Ostracoda; Podocopida; Cyprididae. The record is from the annotation of a GenBank genome assembly.
AGAUAGAGAAUCAUAACCCCUUUCCCUAUCUCUAAUGCGGUCAUAAAAAUUAAAAAUAAACCAAGUUCCGUCCUCAAAACAUUUCCCACGCUUUUUUUCUUCUUCUUUUCCUCAUGCACUUCUCGAAUGAACAAACAUCUCUCGUCCCAAGUGUACCUAAUAAUCCUGGAAAUCGGCCCGAUUCCUACAAAUUAUACGGCGGAAUUAUAGUGUACUAGCAAGCAUUACUUGAAUCAUGCGAGUGUUAUUGCAAAGCGUUUUGCGCAUUUUCCGGCCUAUUAUUCAGUCAUCUGUUCGACCACACGAAGUACGGUUUCACGAGCUGAGUAAAGGGCUUCGAAAGGGCACCCUUACAUUGAUCGACUGCAGGAACCAAACCGAGCGAGAAGACCCAGGAAUGAUCCCCGGAAGUUUCAAUAUCCCACUCCACGAAGCUCAAGAAGCAUUCAAGUUAACUGAGUCAGAAUUCGAAGCACGAUAUAGAUUCAAAAAGCCGGAUCCCAGCAAUGACCAAGUCGUUGUGGCCUGCAGAAGUGGAAAGAGAGCAGAAGAUUUCAUUGACCGCAUCCGUCCUCUCGGCUACGAAAACUUCAGGUUGUACAAAGGAAGCUUUCUGGAUUGGGAGGAAAAAGGAGGCCCGGUCACUCGUGAAAAACUGCGCGGCCCACAAUAAUACGGUACUCGGACGGUACUCCUUUCCCCCCGAGUUGAUAUUUAAUUUUUUUUCUUGAUGCUCAAUUGUGAAGUGACAUGGAGAACUCAUUGAUGCGUCAAUUGCUGGUUUCCGGCAAAGUUCAAGAAUAUAUUCUCCUGACAUUCUUCACGCUU